Leptinotarsa decemlineata (Colorado potato beetle) is the source of this 589-nucleotide messenger RNA. RefSeq lists its product as uncharacterized. NCBI's taxonomy places the organism in Eukaryota, Metazoa, Arthropoda, Insecta, Coleoptera, Chrysomelidae. The record is from RefSeq and is a predicted model, not a curated record. Gene Ontology annotation, cellular component: membrane.
GUGCUCCAGGAUCACACCCGAGUCAAUUACGAUUGGAGCUACAUGGUAGCCUGGGUUGGCGUCGGGUGGUCUUUGGUGGCAGCAAUUUUGUUCUCUGGAGCCGCCAUGUGUCUGCGAGGGGAGAGGGAACGCGAAGAGGCUAUCAACAUGCAGUACCUAAUGCCUGUGUACCCACAAAAACAACAGUAUGCCUAUGCCGGCUAUCCAGUACCACAACCCCAGCAGCAGCCUUAUGCAGGACCUUAUUAUACAACGGGAUCAGCAGCAUAUGGACCAUACAACUAUUGACCAACUGGAACGUGAAUAAUAUGAAAUGACUGUCUUCCAUUACCUGUUUUUAUUUCAAUGAUAUAUUCACCUCUCUUGACAUAGAAAUGACUAUGCUGCAAUGCUCAGGCAAAAAAUAUUUGCCCAAAUUUUUGAAGUGUAUUUUCAAUAUAGAAAUAUCUGUGUUGAAUCGCUCAGAUAAAAAUACUUCGUGUGUCUGUGACUUCUUUGUCUUCCUCGUUGAUACUUUUCUGAAACUGUAUUGGUUCCAGGAAUAUGUUGUUUAUCAAAAAUUCUGUGUAAUAUUACCUUACUUUUUGUA